UGUAGUCGAACGACUGCUUGUACGCGUCCACUUGGUUUCAGUCUCAAGUCGUCGAUCGAGUGAAACAGUCCAAGAAUGAAGGCGGCAAUCGUUUGGAUCUGCGCAGUUGCAGCUCUUUGCGGGUCAAUCGACGGGAGUGUUAUUAGGGUGGAUGGUGCUGGAAGGGGAAACCCACAAAUGUUUGAAGCGGCAAGAUCAAACGAAGACUACUCAGAUUCUAAGGAAAAUGACGUUGAAAAUAAUUUCGAUGGAGCUCGGGUAGAGGAACCGGUGCAAACUACCACAAUGAAGCAAGUACAGGAAUCGACGCAGCGUACAAUCGAUCCGGAGCAGGUGUUGGCAGGAAUUCAGAGCAGGAUCACAACUACCUAUCGGCCUCAUCUUAAUCUGCAAGGUUCAUCGAGAGAUGAGCAAAAUGAACCAAGGCCGGAAACCACCACCGAGUACAAGUACAAGGAUCUGGUUCAACCGUACAUCAUUCCGCAGCCACAAUACGUGCCGAUGAGACAUGUUGCAGGAACGCAUUACGUCAAAGUGGACAGAGGUCAGAAUGAGUACGAUCGGGUCAUGGAGGAUUACAAUCGUUUGUUCAAUCGGAACUCCGGAUCAGCUCAGCCUGAUUAUGCUGCUCCACCGAAAUAUUGAAUUUUCCGGAUAGGCUACCAGAGCAGAUUUUUUAAUGCGAUAAAUCUAGUGAUCUUCAUAAGAA
This is a messenger RNA of Culex pipiens pallens (northern house mosquito), 709 nucleotides long. RefSeq lists its product as uncharacterized. Bases 76 to 645 code for a protein of 189 amino acids. The record is from RefSeq and is a predicted model, not a curated record. The transcript has 4 exons. Lineage: Eukaryota; Metazoa; Arthropoda; Insecta; Diptera; Culicidae.